Molecule: messenger RNA, 681 nt
Organism: Orbicella faveolata
Lineage: Eukaryota; Metazoa; Cnidaria; Anthozoa; Scleractinia; Merulinidae
Product: TNF receptor-associated factor 6-like
Biological process (GO): regulation of apoptotic process; regulation of canonical NF-kappaB signal transduction; signal transduction
Cellular component (GO): plasma membrane signaling receptor complex
Molecular function (GO): ubiquitin protein ligase binding; zinc ion binding; tumor necrosis factor receptor binding
Source: RefSeq, a predicted model, not a curated record
AUGCAACGCCAUCUUGACUUAGCAUCUACAACGUUUAAAGAAACUACUGGAAAGCUUGAGGAAAAGAUGAACGCGCUCGAGCUGAAGCAAGAAGAACUUGACCAGGAAAGAAUAACACUAAGGGAGCAAGUGAAAGAGUUGACAGCGGCAAACGUCGCUCUUGAUGCGAAGGUGGCCGCUCAAGAGAAGGAAGCGUCAGAACUAAAAAGUGAAUCCUCUGGAUUUGUGUGGAAGAUAGGUGGCUUCACUGAGGUCUUACAGCAGGCCAUGAAAGACGGCAACAAGAAAAUAUACAGUAGCCCAUUCUCCACAGGACCACAUGGCUACAAACUCAUAGUUGGUAUGAAACCACUCGGCGACCGGACAUCGAAUAACAGGUACGUUUCUGUAUUCCUUGGUCUCGUGAAUGGUAAUUACGACGCUAUAUUGGCCUGGCCUUUUCAUCGUAAAGUAACAUUUACCUUAAUCGAUCAACAAGAUGAUCCAAAAAAGAGGCAAAACGUGGUCUGCGCUUUGCUCACAAGCACAAGUGAUUCCUGCUGUGCCAGGCCCGGACCCACUUCAUGUAUUACUGAAUUGCCAGGCAUUGCCAGGUUUGUAUCUCACAAGAAUCUGAAGACGAAACGAUACAUUGUUGACGACACAUUAUUUCUUCAAGUUGAGAUUGGCCUUCCACAGUAA